AUGACGGACUCAGUGCCAAGUGAUAUAACUGCUUUCUCAAAUAAAAUUGCUUUACAAAUCGGUAUCGAAAAUGCAGAAAUAAAUUUACAUGGAGGCAAUGCCAAAGGGGAAGGAUACGCUGGAGAAAUACUAUUUAUCCAAUUAAAGGAUAAGAAUAAUGGUAAAGACCAACACAUUGUUGUAAAACGAUCAUUUGCUAGUAAUAGAAUUAGAGAAUUAGCCCCUAUAAGAGAGAUGUUUUUGAACGAAAUUCAAUUUUAUGAUACCAUUUUGCCGGCCCUUCAACAAUUUCAAGUGGAAAAUGGCUUUGAAAAGUUUGAUAAAAUAUCUAAGUGUUUAUUUACAAGCAAGGAAGACAACAAUGAAUAUUUAGUACUGGAAAACAUUAAAAAAAUAGGAUUUGAACUUUUCGACAAAACCAAAAUUUUAUCCUAUAAACAUAUUGAAGCAAUCUAUAAAACAUAUGCCUAUUUACAUGCAACUAGUUUUUUGUAUAGAAAAUACAAAACCGAAGAAUUCGACAAGAUGUUUCGAGGUUUAUUUAAUAUAUUUGAAGAGUUUAUGAAAGUUGAAUAUUCAAAAGCGAUGUGGACAGACAUGUUUAAUAUGACUGCCGAAAAAUUGAUUCCUGGCGUAGAUGAUGAAGUUAUAGCAGCAUAUGAUAAAUAUAUAAAACAUGGUCUUGACAUAAUCAAGAAGGCAUGGACCUAUGAAGGAAAAUAUCCCCUUCUUACACACGGAGAUUGUUGGAGCAAUAACAUGAUGUUCAAAUAUGAUGACAAUGGAAACGUAGCAGAUAUAAAACUUUUAGAUUGGCAACUUGUUAAACCAGGUACACCAGUUCAAGAUUUAUCCUAUUGUCUUUAUUCAGGAGCGUCACUGGAUACUUUCGAAAGACUAGACGAUCUCCUCAAAGUUUAUUAUGAGAAUUUUUCUGCAGUUUUGCAACAAUGUGGUGAAAAUUCAGAAGAAGUGUACCCCUUUACGACAUUGAAAGAAGAGUGGAAAGAAUAUUGUAAAUUUGGUUGGACUACGGCUCUGAUGGUGAUAAAAAUCAAAACUACGGAUCAAGAAGAUAAAGUAGACUUCGCUGAUAUUAGUACGAGUGACAAUCAAAGUGAAAUGGUUAAGAAAAUGAUUCACGGAACGCCAUCUAUAGAAUACGAUAGAAGAAUACGAGAACUCUUAUUGCACGUGUACAAAAUAGGUGGCAUGUAG
Molecule: messenger RNA, 1218 nt
Organism: Aethina tumida (small hive beetle)
Lineage: Eukaryota; Metazoa; Arthropoda; Insecta; Coleoptera; Nitidulidae
Exons: 2
Coding region: 1-1218 (405 amino acids)
Source: RefSeq, a predicted model, not a curated record